CACUGAGUUUACAUCCGGGUUUUUUCCCUAGGCAAUGGGAGUCGCAGCACCGCCGUUCCUUAGGCAAAGUGAAAUAAAUUCGCCGCACCGACACAAAAAGUAGUCCGCUCACCGAACAGCCUUUCUGUCCGGCUCGGUUUUAUGAUCGGUCCGUUUUAACGAACUUUGGCGCCGAACUAAGCCGGUAUCAAACGCUUCGUGGCGGAUUGGGGAGGUUUUUGUGGGCCGCGGUGUAGUUUUUGUGCCCCCUUCCUCCAGCUUGGCGGCGCAGGGAUCUGUGUUGUGCUGAGGCUGAGCUGAAUGAGAUUGAAGAAGAGUUCUUCUUGUUUUGUAGCUUCAGUUUCUCUGUUUUUACUCGUUUUUUUUACUCCAACAGCAGAACAAAGUGCAGUUCUGCGGGCAGGAGGCGGCCGGACUCCCGCUCAGCUGUGGCUCCACCGUGGAUCGGCUGCUGGGAGGAAAAUAUUUAAUUAAUCUGGAGGAGGACUGCUGCUGAGGCAGCACAGAGGCGUGGAGUCCAGUCCCACAGCCAGGUGCGGCACUUUAAUGCUUCAGUUGGAUGGUUUUCCUACUGGAGAAGGUGUUCAGGCUGAUCGAUCGGCUGGCAGACUGACUGGAUCCAUGAUGGAACUACAGACGCUACAGGAGGCUCUGAAGGUGGAGAUCCAGAUCCAUCAGAAACUGGUGGCCCAGAUGAAGCAGGACCCGCAGAAUGCAGAUCUAAAGAAGCAGCUCCACGAACUCCAGGCAAAGAUCACAGCGCUCAGCGAGAAGCAGAAAAAGGUGGUGGAGCAGCUGAGGAAGGAGCUGCUGGUGAAGCAGGAACCAGAGCCCAAACUGCAGCUGCAGGUUCAAGCUGCUCCAGUAGGGGGCGACCUGAAGCCGACCAACCUGCUGCAGAGCCAGCAGAUAACUGGAGGACUGCAGCAGACGCUGACGGUCACGCCGGUCCUCACCGCCAAGACCCUGGUGCUCAAAGCCGCCGCCACGCCCACCCUGCCCGGCGCCAUCCUGUCGCAGCGCCCGCCCACUGUCGCUAUGGUAACCACAGCCAUUACCAAGCCCGACUCGCAGAGCGUCCCCAUCAACCUUCAGGUGGCCAGCCGGCUGACCAAUCAGAGCUCGGAGCCUGUACGGCUGGUGUCCAAGAACGCAGUGGUGCUGCAGGCCACCACCACCUCCUCCGCCCAGCCAAUCAGAGUUCCUCAGUUUGUCCCUCCUCCUAGACUGACGCCUCGGCCCACCUUUCAGCCACAGGUCAGGCCGAGGCUGGCCACGCCCACCAACGUCCCCAUUGCCCCGGCCCCUCCCCCGCCAAUGAUGGCGGCCCCCCAGCUGCUCCAGAGGCCCGUCAUGCUGGCCACCAAGCUGGCGACCUCGCUGCCCUCGGCCGCGCCCAUCCACCAGGUCCGCAUCGUCAACGGGCAGCCGUGCGGCAAGACGGGCGCCGCCCCGCUGACCGGCAUCGUCAUCACCACGCCCGUCACUGCCACGCCCACGCGACUUGCAAGCCCCGCCUCCCUCCCUGUUCCCCCGCCUCCAGCCCCGCCCAUUCAGAUCAGCAGCCUGAUCGCUGAACCCAAGCUCUUCAUCUCUCCAAACCUUAACCUGCUGUCGUCACCUUCCUCCUCCUCCUCCUCAUCCUCCUCUCAGCAGACUGUUAAACUGGAAACAGCAGAACAGAAAGCUGCGGUCAGCCUGCCGUCCUCCUCCACCCCGUCUCUCUCUCCACCCCCUCGACCCAAAAAGGAGGAGAACCCCGAGAAACUGGCCUUCAUGGUGUCUCUGGGCCUCGUCACACACGACCACCUGGAAGAGAUCCAGAGCAAAAGGCAGGAGAGGAAGAGGAGAACGACGGCCAACCCGGUGUAUAGCGGAGCCGUGUUCGAGCCCGAGAGGAAAAAGAGUGCAGUGAGUUACCUGAACAGCCCUCUGCACCAGGGGACCAGGAAGAGAGGUCGCCCACCCAAAUUCAGCAGCGUCCCGGAGCUGGGCAGCCUCACCCCGACCUCCCCCUCCAGCCCCGUCCGUCCCCUCCCCCUGCCCAGCCCCGGCUCUGGGGACGGAGACAUCCACGAGGAUUUCUGCACUGUGUGCAGACGCAGUGGCCAGUUGCUCAUGUGCGACACGUGUUCUCGUGUUUAUCACCUGGACUGCCUGGAUCCACCCCUGAAAACCAUUCCUAAAGGCAUGUGGAUCUGUCCAAAAUGCCAAGACCAGAUCCUGAAAAAAGAAGAAGCCAUUCCCUGGCCCGGCACCCUGGCUAUCGUUCAUUCCUACAUCGCAUACAAAGAAGCUAAAGAAGAGGAGAAGCAGAAGCUGAUGAAGUGGAGCUCGGAGCUGAAACUGGAGCGCGAGCAGCUGGAACAGAGAGUCAAGCAGCUCAGUAACUCCAUAACGAAGUGCAUGGAGACCAAAAACACCAUCCUGGCUCGUCAGAAGGAGAUGCAGCUUUCCCUGGACAAAGUCAAGCAUCUCAUUCGCCUCAUCCAAGCCUUCAACUUCAACCAGGCCCUGGCGGAAACGGAGGGAAAGGACGUCCGGGUGCAGGACAGUCCUCGGAUCGUUGUCAGCUCCGGAGCUGCAGCUGAAGUUGGCGCGGCGGGGAAGCCGGUGGUGAGCAGCUCUCUGGUCAGCAGCAAACAGGAGGAGCAGCAGACAGAAGGAGCAGCAGCAGCAGGGGGAGAUGGCGGAGGAGGAGGAGGAGGAGGAGGAGACGGCAACAGCACAGUGCUGACUAACUGCCCUGCUGCUGGGGCAGGGGUUGCGCCGGGGUUAGGGGGUCACACAGAGACCACUCCUUGUGUCGAGGUACAGCCUGAGACUGAGGCAGCUCCUACGGCUCCUGCAAAGGUUGCCACCACCAACGGUACGACGGAGCCGCCGCCAUGCCCCGCCCACAGCCCCUCCGCCGCUGAGAACAAGAUAUCUGCCGUGAACCCUGCAGAGACGGCGGUGGAGAAGAAGCAGGAGGAGCUCAGCGACGGCAGCAACAACAGCAAAACCUCAGAACCCUCCCAGCAUUCUUUGCCAGCUCUGCUUAGCAGUUUGGACGAUAAAAAGUAACACUGCGUCCCUGUGGCUGCAGGAAGUCAAACAUAUAUAUUAAAAAAAAAGACCUUUGCUUGCACCGCACGGUGCCCUGAAGUUGCCAAUCUGUAUAAAUGUUGUUUGUUUGCAUUGUAUUGUCAGACUGUGUCAAUGGUAGAUGUACAGCCCAAGUCACAUGACUCUGGGAAGACCCGGGUCAUCAUGCCAAUUAGUGAUAGACGUCAUGGAGGGAACACUCAAAGGAAGAUUUUCUUCAUCAUCACACCGGUGUGUGCCUGUUACAGUGGCCCCUGUGUUCUGUUGACGGCUCCAAGGAGAACCCAGAACAUGGAACCAAACAUCUGUCGGGGGGAGCUGGUCCAAGAAGCAGUGUUGUAAACGUUUGUGUACUGAAAAGAGAGCCUGUUUGCGUCCUCGUCCCGUUGACCCUGACGGGAACGGCGCUCCACAGUCCGAGUUCUCAAUUAAUUUCCUCACCUGAAACCAAACCAGAACCCAAUCAGGACCGAUCUGUCCUAACCCAAAGGCUUCAAUUUGAUUCAAGCUGUCAUCACAAAACAAAAUUGAUGAGGCAAAUGUGACCAUGAAGUGUGUUUUCAAAACUUGAGGUUUGUCACCCAUUACUUGCCCAGUCUGCUCUCACCAGGUUCCGCCCUUUUUUGGUCAGACCCCGCCCACUUUUGGUCAGACUCCGCCCACUUUUCUUUAGACUCUGCCCAUGUCCUGCAUCAGCUCAGUUUAAAUUUGAUUGGAUGAAAAGUUAUGACACACCCUUUAGUUCAGGAGGAGUUGCAAACAUUUACAUUUUUUUUGGUUUUAUAUGAAAAGAAACAAAAUGAGUUAAACACAUGAGGGCACUCCAGCCUUUUGUAGAUUUAUAGAAAAGUGUUGCGACUAAUCAUAAAUUUAAAAACCGAAGUUAAACGCCUUAAUCCAAUAACCCUUGAGUUAUUGGAUUAUUUAACUCAAGGGUGUCCAACGUGUGGCCAGGGUACCAUUUCUGGCUCUUGAAAUUAUUUUGUCUGCCCCAUGACUUCAAGUCAAGAAUGGUAAAAAAAUUUGGCUAACAGAAUAGAAAACAAUUGAUGAGCCAAAGAAAUUGCCAUUUGUCAGUUCUUCUUUUAAUAAGAAACUGGUCCAAAACCUAUUUUAUGUUUUGGAUUUUUAAUAUUAUCUAGAUUUAAUUAAAAUGUUAUUUAUUUUUAGUAGGUAGAACUAAAAGAAAUUGCUAUAAUAAAAUUGUUGUAUUUUAAAUAUAUUUAAUUUUGUGGCCUGCCAGUAAUUUAAAUUUGCUAGUUUUGAUCCCCAGGACAUUAUGGAAAAGCUCUCAUGUGUCUCUGGUGCAGGAAGUCCAAACCAUAUAUUUCCAAAGUUUUAUCUUCAGUUUAAGUUUUGACUUGAGCUCAGUUUGUUGAGUUACUUCCUCUUUAUAGGGCAUUUCACCUUGUCAAACAGUUCAGAGAACAUUUCAGGGUCCCCAAAGGUCCCACCAACCAGUGAAGAAAGGUCUAAUGUAGGUCCAGAACUGGGUUUCCUUUAAAAGUGAACUCGCACUGAGUCGCAAAGUUCCUUUGAGUCAUGCUGAAGCCUUUGAGACUUUAAAUUAAUCCAAAAAUAGUCCAACUCCGUCGGUUGACCCUGUCGCCCACCAUCAUCACCCUCCUUUCAGUCCUAGGUUUUGUACCAGGGUCUCCCAGUGAAGAGGGUCCAGCCCUCUGGGAGAUUACAGAUGUUCCCUGAUGGACACCGGGUUGAACCCCGAUUUGGUCCCGAGAUGAGGACGAACAGGAGCGGUAGCCUAACAGAUGUUCUCAGUGGUGUCGGUCAGUGUAGUGAUUGAGUUUUCAUUCGUGAGUCGUGUGUGUGAGUGCGUGUGUGUGUGUGUGUGUGUCAACUGUGAGCACUAAAUGUGAAUUUGCAAUAUUGCAACGUCAACACACACAAACUCUAUCUGGGCUGUUUGUUUUUUAUAGGAAAAGAUAUUCAGGUCUUCCUAGUCUCCAGAAUAAGUGCUUUCUGUUCCUGAACCUGCUGGACUGGCAUCAUCAUCAUCAUCAUUGCCAUCGUCGUCAUCAUCGCCGCUGCCGCCGCUGGGCGGUGGUGAUCGUUUGAAUCCUGAACUGCCAAAAUCCUGAUGUUGUUUCCAAAUUCAGCAGGGACUCGUCCUCUUACUGUCCUCCAAGAUCAAAUCAUCGGAAAGAUUCAGAUGCAAAGUCCCGGCCGAGACAGGAGAGUGUUGGGAACAAUAACCACAGCAGGACGUGUUCCAGUCCGGAAAAACGGAGGGAUCUGUUGGAGGUUAAAGGACGACAACACAAUUCCUGAGAUUAAAGCACAAGCUUGCUGCAUUACAAAGAAGUGCUGAAGAGCUUUUUGUACGUUCCCGUGGAGUUAAACAGAGUAUGCAUCUCUUCAUUGUCGUGUGAUUUCCCCUUACAUUGCCAAUAUGUCCCCUCGGUAUGACCCUGAGGCUGGAGUCCGAUUAGGAGUUUGUCCCACUGAGUCUGGCUUGGAGCCGGAACAUGAAGCCGAUGGUUAUCGGAGCAAUUGAUCGGAACGUUGACAAGGUGAAUAGAGAUUAAAGUUGCCACCAUUUAUGCUGGAAACUUUAGUUUUACUUGGGGUUCCUUUGGUUCUCUGACGUGCUCACUCCUUCCUGAAUGUGAGGAAAUGUUUCAGACAUUUUUAAGGAGAAUUCCCUCUGAAAAUUCCUUUUGUUACACAAAAUCAGUCCAGAAGUGUAUAUCACCAACUCAAGUCCUCAAGAGCUACCAUCCUGCUGUAACUUUUAGAUCCAGCCCUGCUCCAACACGUCUGAAUUACCUCCUUACCUUGUCAUAAAAUACUGCUACGGUACUUUGUACCUUGAGAUAACGAGGCAUUUGUUUGAUUCUGGUAUCUUGGAGCAGGGAUGCAUCUAAAGUCGAACUUGAGGACUGGAGAUAUGCCUUAUUUCUACUGAGUGGUGCUGUUCUGGACACUAUUUGGUCUGUUUGAACAGACCUGUACCACAGCCUUCCUGGGCUCCCUUCAGUUGUACGUCUAUGGGACAAUAGUACAGUUAGAGCAGAGAUACUUGUGUCACACCACAGGCCAUUUGGAGGAUAUGAGAUAAGCAUGAGACAUACUAGUAAGUUAUAUUUGUUGUUUCAUUGCAAUAUUGUGUUUAGGUUUAACCCUGCCUGCCCAGUGAGAGUCCAACUGGCAAUGGAAACACUCCCUUGAGAAUGCCUGACUGUACAGUAGAGUAUCAUACAGACCUAUUAUGUACCUCUCAGUCGAAAUGAGGCAAAAAGAUGCUUCUCUGCUCCAACAAGAAGAAUCCCUGUUGGAUACUGUCCACUAAGGACAAGCUAAUUCCUUAGCUAAGAAAUUGUUAUAAGUGACAUUUCCUUAGCUUGUCACUUAUAACAAGCUAAGGAAUUACCUACUUAGCUUGUCAUAAAAAACUGCAGAGGCCUGGUAAUGAGUCAUUUGUUUGAUUCUGGUGUCUUGGAGCAGGAAUGUAUCGAAAGUAGUAUUUGAUGAAUAGACAUAUGCCUCUUUUCCACUGAGCGGUAUGGUUGGUGCAGUUCAAUGUACUAUUUUUUUUAUGUUUCUGUAGUAAAAGAAGCUCAUACAACAACCCAUACUGCACCAUCCCUAGGCAUUCUUCAAUUGUAUGUCAGUUAGGCUGGAGCUAUUGGUGUUUCACAACACAGUCCAUUGUUUGGGGGACACGAGAAAUCCUAGCAAAUCACAUUUGUCGUUGCACUUGUAUGAGGCAGCAUUAGACGUUUGGGUUUGACCCCACUUGUCUGGUGAGAGUCCGACUUGUGGAGGGAACGCUCUUGAAUAUACUGGAUCAUGACUCAGUGCAAACAAGGCAAAAGAGGCCUCUCUUCUCUAACACACCUGCAUUACUUUCUUAGCUAGUUGUGAAGUACUGCAAAGGACUAGUAACGGGCCAUUUGUUUGAUUCUGGUGUCUUGGAGAAGGGAUGCAUCUAAAGUUGAGGACUGGAGUUAUGCCUCGUUUCAACAGAGCAGUGCAGUUUGGUAUGCUUUUUGUCGGUUUCCAAUGAAAAAGCAGCCCAUAGAAUCAGUCUAUACUGCACCAUUCCUGGACUCCCUUCAGUUGUAGGUAUAUGGGACAAUGGCACUGUUAUGGUGGAGUUACUGGUGUCAUACAGUCCAUUGAUUGGGGGACAGAAAAACAUUAUUGCUUGAGACAUACUAGUUCUCAACUUUGGGCAUUUGGGUUUAACUUCCUCUGCCCGGUGAGAGUCCAGUGUUGGUGCUGGAAAUGCUCUCCCUCAUGAAUAAACCAGACAACAAAAUAACAUAUUGGACCGUACUGACCAAUACCAUACCGCUCAAUGAAAGCGAGGCUCUAGAGACCCCACCACUAAGCUCAACAGACAAAUAUCCCAACACUUCUUGGAUUUCUGCUCUCCUAGAAAAGACCCGUUUCCUCUCAUGAUGGUGGGGGUGAGCUCCUGUUUGGGUGGUGAUCUAUUGCAGGCGUCUUAGUUUUUAUUUAAAUUCAUAUCAUGCAGACUCUUGUGAGUGAAUCAGCAUAUCCCAAUGGCACCUGGUUUUCUCCCAUCAGCUGCACAGACUGCCUUCAUUCCAAACACCCCAGAGAAAUAUGUGUGUGUGGAGGGUGUGUGUGUUGGGUGUGUCCUGUAGAGUUCAGCUGAUCUGACGGGGGAUGAGCCAGACAGGAAACCCAAGUGUCCCCGCUUCCUUUUGGGUCCCACUUGUCUUGUGUAAAUCUCAAUUGGGUGGACGUGGUUCUCAUUCCGGCCCGUAGAUCCGACUGGUCAUCAGGUCUCUGGAUCCUUCCCUUCUGUACAGUAGGUACCUUUGAGUGCCUUUCUUCAAACAGCAGAUAAUAUUUGUCUCUUGACUUGCACUGUGACUCGUAAAACUUAACAAACCCUCCGGGAUCGCUCCCCACCUGACACCGAGCCCUGUCCACAAUAGCCCUGCCCCAGAGGAAGCUGCGCCCUACUCCGCAGGCUGCCAGGAGUCGAUGCAAGCUCGCCACUUCACACCAACCCGUUUGAUUUGACCACAUAGUGUUCUGUUGUUCAUCCCUAGAAGUUGCCUUAAAUGUAUUUUAUUUUCUGGUGAAAUGUUCAGAUUUUGGGUCAGAGGGGGUGGGGUUUGUGCAGAGGCAGUCUGAGAUCGCACUCUGAUCCGUUUGUCAUGCACUUUCAGUUUGAUCAGUAUUAUCAGAGCAGAGAUGGGUUAUGUUUUAUUUUGAAAAAGCCCCCCGCCCUCUCUUUCUUCCUGUCUCUUAUUUUGGAGGAGGGAUGAGUUUGCAGGAUCAGGUCACAUGACCCGGAACGCAUUGAACAAACCUGGGCCCAGCCAGCAUCACCUGUGCUCGCUGUGGUGCAGCACAUGCCUUCUUAUGCAAGUUUUUAUACCAACCUUUUUUAUUAUGCAUUGCUUCGGUUUUUUUAUGUUUUUAUGUGAAACUUAAGUCACCUUUUUUCUGUUUUUCUCUGAACAUUCUGGCAUCUCGAUGCCAAACGUGUGCAUGUGUUUACACAUUCAGGUAGCCAUUCAGGGUGGGUUUUCCUGACGGUGCCGAGAGGUUUGCUUUUAUUAGGGGGGGGAGGUAUUCUGUUGCAGUACUGCGAGUGACCACCGGGGGGCGGACUGGAGCGAGAGUUUGGCGCCAUCUCGGCUCUCCUUUUAGCUUAGCUUUUGUUUAACUGCCGUUGCUGCGUGGAAACGGGGCGUUGAGAUCUAAAAUGCUCCUUAGUUGAAGUCUGGAAGCAAAUAUAUCCAAAGAACUCUGCAUAUCAUCGGGGUGUGAGUUUUCUGCGUCGUCCAUCGACGGUUUGUGGGACACGCUCGGGGGGCUUCGGCGUGGGUCCUGGGGAGGAGGUUUGCUUUUCAUCUUUCGGUUUUAAAGCGAUCAAGUCAUGAUUGUGGCCUUCUAGUAUUCUGUGGGUUCAUGACGUCAUUCACCUGUUGUUCCCGCUCAGCAUCCAUCUAUCCACCCAUUUAUUCUGUCUGGAUCCUCUACACCUGCAGCUUCUUACCUCAUCCACAGCUGAGUCCGUCGGGGGGUGUGUUGAGUGCAAAAAAUCUGAAAAAUACUACAAAAAAAUAAAAAUAGAAAAAAAAAAUGAAUCUAAAAAAUGAAAAGAAGUCUUUUUCUAUCUUCCAUUCGGUGAGAUGCAUUG
Messenger RNA from Xiphophorus hellerii (green swordtail), 9235 nucleotides. It is a transcript of the gene phf21ab, whose product is annotated as PHD finger protein 21Ab. Gene Ontology annotation, biological process: negative regulation of transcription by RNA polymerase II. The transcript is spliced from 19 exons. Gene Ontology annotation, molecular function: chromatin binding. Bases 547 to 3066 code for a protein of 839 amino acids. Gene Ontology annotation, cellular component: histone deacetylase complex. Lineage: Eukaryota; Metazoa; Chordata; Actinopteri; Cyprinodontiformes; Poeciliidae. The record is from RefSeq and is a predicted model, not a curated record.